Molecule: messenger RNA, 2662 nt
Organism: Gekko japonicus
Lineage: Eukaryota; Metazoa; Chordata; Lepidosauria; Squamata; Gekkonidae
Gene: SPATS2L
Product: spermatogenesis associated, serine rich 2 like
Exons: 11
Coding region: 20-1756 (578 amino acids)
Cellular component (GO): cytoplasm
Molecular function (GO): protein binding
Source: RefSeq, a predicted model, not a curated record
GAUUCACGUUGAUCCUGAAAUGGCAGGAAUCAGUUCGCAAGCAAACAUCAAGGAAAAGAUCAAUGCAGUGCGGUCCGUUGUCCCUAACAAAAGCAACAAUGAAAUAGUGCUUGUGCUACAGCAGUUUGAUAACAACGUAGACAGAGCUGUGCAAGCUUUUAUGGACGUACUUUUGAAAGAGUACAGGCAGCCUUUCCACUUCAAGCAAACAGAUACUUACAUGCAUCAAAGGAAAUACGUCUUCCUAAGUUCUUUGGCUGCAUCUGAAAAUCUGCUCUCCGCUCGCCCAAACAGCAAAAGGAAAAGAAGCAAAUCUAAGCAGCAUCACUACAGCAAAGAUAUGAAAGAUAAAGGCGACGAGGCGGAAAAGGUGUCUCUGGAGUCCCCAGAACUGCACACCUGCCGUCUGAAUGGCUGCGAUAAGGAACCGUUUCCCAGCAAAUCUGCCAAUGAAAAAUCUAAAGUGGUUCCUCAAGAGGAGAAGAGCUUGGAAUGCAAAGAUAUGGGAGAGGCAAAACCAGAAAUCGUAGGACAAAAGGCAGAACUCAAGAAAAUACUUCUAGAGGCCGAUCGAAAAUUUGUAAAUAGCACGGAGCUCCCAGAUGCAUCAUUGUCCUCUCAACCCCAGUGCAACAUAGGCAGGCCGAAGUCAAAAACAUCUGCCGUUAAGCCACCUUUAUCUGCUUCCCAUCUUGAAAUAAAACCAGAAGAUUCACUGAAGAAAAGAGGUCCAAAUAUUGAAAAAUCAGUGAAAGAUCUUCAACGCUGCACUGUUUCACUAACAAGAUACCGGAUGAUGAUUAAGGAGGAAGUGGAUAGUUCAGUAAAGAAGAUCAAAGCCGCCUUUGCCGAAUUACAUAGCUGUAUCAUCGACAGAGAAGUGUCUUUAAUGGCAGAAGUGGAUAAAGUUAAAGAAGAAGCCAUGGAAAUCUUGACCGCUCGUCAAAAGAAAGCCGAGGAAUUGAAGAGGCUUACAGACUUGGCGAGUCAGAUGGCAGAGACACAGUUGGCUGAACUGAGGGCGGAAAUUAAGCACUUUGUAAGUGAACGGAAAUACGACGAAGAGCUGGGCCGAUCUGCCCGCUUCUGCUAUGACAUUGAGCAGCUGAAGACCCAAAUUCAACAAUGUGGAGAAAUUUCUCACCCAAAGAACAAUUAUUCCUCAAGAACACCAUCCGGCACACUGCUGCAGGCAGCCACUUUGCGCACGGCGAGCGGCAUUCAAAGCACAUCCGUCCGGAAAUCGUCCAGCCGUGCCAAGACUCCCGACGUUAAAGCGCCAGUGGCCAAAGUCUCCAGCCAAGCCGUCGCCAGUACCUCCGAAUCGUCUAAUCCCGUAGCACCAGCAAAUAAGCAGAAUGGCUCGUCCAGUCAGAGACGAAGAUUUCACACAUACUAUUAUGGCGUUCGACUCAACGGGUCUCUUAAGCCACAAAAUGCCAGCACUGAGAUGGAUCAGAACAACUCCAAGAGUAAUUCCCGACAUGAAUACAGAAGACAGCACCAUAACAGUUUCAGGCCAAAAAACAAAGGUGUUAUUAAAACCUUAGAGCAAUCUACACCAGCGAAAAGCAUGGAAAAUCUCACAUGCCCAGAAAAAAACCGUCCAAAUCAUCCGGCGCCAGGCCCGAUGGAGCCCCGAGCUUUAUGCAGUAACGUCGCAAGAGUUUCUCCGUGCAAUCUAUGUCCUCCACGGAUAGAGGCCUCCGCAGAUACGCCUGUCCUUUCAGUGCCAGCUGUGACUUUGGUAGCAUGAAGAACGAGAGACUGGCAAACGUAAUGUUUUUGUCAUCGUUUCUCACUAAAGGUGCUUCCCUCACACCCACAAUGCUCGCAAAAACGGCUUUUGAAACAUAUACAAAUCGUGGUAAACCAAGCUGAUUUUAUUUUAUUUUCUCAUAAUAAUCUGCCGUAUCCUGUUUCCUACUAUGAAGUCUUUCCUCAGUGUACUCAAAUUUACCUUUUCUCAUAACGAUGCAACUUUUAGCUAGCCGGUUCUUAGCAGAACAACCAAAUUGGUGUUAAAAAAAAAACCUUAAGCCGCAGGACGAUGUCAGUAUAGAUAUAACAUAGUUGUUGCUGUCCAAUUUGUCGUUUAUCAGUGUUAGAAGGGAAAAUACCAAGACAUCCGUACUGCUGGCCUGCAGUCAAAAUACUUGUGCGCAUACAGGAACUCUUCUCGACUCUCUCGUCCAUAUUAUAUGGACCCCAAAUUAUCAGGACAGAACGAUCACCUUAAAUUCUGUUUGAUGUGACCUCAUUUUAUAGCCCAAGUGGUCUUCAACAUUGGUCAUAAAGACCAGCUAAGAAGUAACUUAUAUUUUUCCCCCCUGUGCUGUAAAAUUGGGCUAAACGCUUGCUUCUGUUUUUCAAUUUGGAAUUUGUAUAAUUAACGCAGUCCAGUUUUCUAGCCUUGUGACUUCCUUUUCUGUGACUUUGAUUCAUUUUUCCCCCCAGAUUAAAUAAUUGGAAAUGUUUUACUAACAGAUUCAAAUAGUCGGUUGCUGCCAGGGACCUUCCCCUUCUUUCAGGUUCUCUCACCCAGAAUCGGAGCUGAUUUCAGUAGGCUUGAAUACGUCUAACUCUUUUAAAGUAAGUGAAAUGCGUUUUCCCUGCCCUGGAUGGCCCAGGCAAGCCCAAUCUCAUCAGAUCUCGGAAGCUA